GAAGUAUAGAUAUCAAACAUUACAUGGAGGAGGAGGAAGAUAUCUAGCAAAAUGCAACGCCCUCACGCCGUGGUGAUCCCAUACCCGGCGCAAGGCCACCUCAACCCCCUCCUCAAGCUCGCCAAGCUCCUCCACUCCCGCGGCUUCUUCGUCACCUUCGUCAACUCCGACUUCAACCACAACCGCCUCCUCCGCUCCCGUGGUCCCGCAUCCCUGGCCGGCCUCCCGGACUUCCGCUUUGCUGCCAUCCCGGACGGCCUCCCCCCCUCGGACAAGGACGCGACCCAGGACAUUGCCGAGCUCUGCGAAUCCCUCUUGAAGAACGGCCUGCCUCCCUUCUUGGACCUCAUCGAGGCUCUCAACGACGGCUCCCGCGACUGCCCUCGGGUCACGUGCAUCGUCACUGACGGCCACAUGAGCUUCACCCUCGACGCGGCCGAGCGGCUUGGGAUCCCGGCGAUAUACUUCUUCACCACCAGCGCUUGUGGGUUUUGGGCGCAUAGUCAUGUUCGUGGACUCAUUGAGAGAGGGAUAUUCCCACUCAAAGAUGAAUGUCAGAUAAGCAACGGGUAUCUGGAGGCGACGGAGAUAGACUGGGUGCCAGGGUUCCGGAACAUGCGGCUGCGGGACUUCACGAGCUUCGUACGAACCACUGAUCCCGACGACGUCCUGAUCAACUACAACCUCAUACAGACCAAAAACGCGGCCCGGGCCACCGCGGUGAUACUCAACACAUGCGAAGGACUAGAAAAGGAAGUCCUCGACGCCCAACGCCAGAGAUUCGAGAAAGUUCUAUCAAUUGGCCCUCUCCACUUGCUCGAGCGAGCCAUCGAAGAUCCACAGCUCCAGGCGAUCGGGUCCAGCCUCUGGAAGGAAGACGACGCCUGCCUUCCAUGGCUGGACCAGAGGGCCCCGCGCUCGGUCCUCUUCGUGAACUUCGGCAGCAUCACGGUGGUCUCGACCGCGCAGCUGCUGGAGUUCGCGUGGGGCCUUGCAGAAAGCGGGAGCCACUUUCUGUGGGUGAUUAGGCCGGAUUUGGUCAGCGGGGAAUCCGCGAUCCUGCCCCGCAACUUCCUGCAGGAAGUUGCGGGGAGGGCGAUGAUGGUGGAAUGGUGCGCCCAGGAGAGGGUGCUGGGGCACCCGUCACUGGGAGGGUUUCUGACGCACUGCGGAUGGAACUCGACUAUUGAAGGACUUGCGGAGGGGCUGCCGAUGAUCUGCUGGCCUUUCUUCGCGGAGCAGCAGACAAACUGCCGGUACCUAUGCCGGAACUGGGAGGUGGGGGUCGAGAUCGAGGGGGAGGUGAGGAGAGAGAGAGUGGCAGAGCUAGUGAGAGAAGUGAUGGAGGAGGAGAAGGGGAAGGGGAAGAGGUUGAGAGCAGAAGAAUGGAGGGAUAAGAUUCGAGCUGCUGCUCAACCUGGUGGAUCUUCUUGUCUUAACAUGGAUUUGCUAGUCAAUGAGAUUCUUCUUAAGAAGAAUACUAAUUUGUAAACUAAACUAAAGACUUCACAAGUCAUAACCAUGUCAAACUUCAAAGGACAUAUGCAUAGUAAUAAAACAUGAACUUAGAAGCA
This is a messenger RNA of Salvia splendens (bonfire salvia), 1574 nucleotides long. RefSeq names its product UDP-glycosyltransferase 85A8. The coding region runs from base 52 to 1491 and encodes 479 amino acids. The transcript has 2 exons. Lineage: Eukaryota; Viridiplantae; Streptophyta; Magnoliopsida; Lamiales; Lamiaceae. The record is from RefSeq and is a predicted model, not a curated record. Gene Ontology annotation, molecular function: quercetin 7-O-glucosyltransferase activity; quercetin 3-O-glucosyltransferase activity.